GGGGGUGUGAUCGUAAUUUACCUGCCCAGCGUUACCUGGCGCUCUUGUUGUGCAUGUCGGUCGUCGAACUUCAUCUGCCGUAGGACGUGAAACCCUGGCCUCACUCAGGACUAAAACGGAGAAGGCGUUAAAGGAUGCUAAGAGGAUCCUGAAUCGUGGCCCCAACAUGAGUGUGACGUCAUGGUUCCUGGUCAGCAGCUCUGGCACACGCCACCGGUUGCCACGCGAGAUGAUCUUUGUUGGCCGGGAUGAUUGCGAGCUAAUGCUGCAGUCUCGCAGUGUGGACAAACAGCACGCUGUGAUCAACUACGACACAAACACAGACGAGCACAUGGUGAAGGACCUGGGCAGCUUGAAUGGGACAUUUGUGAAUGACCUGAGAAUCCCAGACCAGACGUACAUCACCCUCAAACUCUCUGACGUCAUUCGCUUUGGCUAUGAUGCUCAUGUGUAUAUCCUGGAGAGGAGUCAACACAAGGUCCCAGAGGAAGCACUUAAACAUGAGAAAUACACCAGCCAGUUGCAGUUAAGUAUAAAAGCCCUGGAGGCCAAGGUGAAGGAAAAGCAGCAGCUCCAGAGCUCAGAGAAGAGCAAAGGCUCUACUUCCAACGUCAAACUGCAGGACAGGACAGAGCGAAGAGCCCAGUCUCUCACAGCUGCCACAGAUUCUCCGAUAUCCAAGCCUACUCCUCUCUAUGGCCAACCGUCCUGGUGGGGUGAGGAUGAGGAUCCAGCCAAUAAAACGCAGAAAAGAGGUGGAAAAUCGCCAAUCGAGUCUCCAGAGUCCGCUAAAGACGUGUCCAGAUAUGAGGUCAACGGUUCUCUGUCUGACAGUCAGGCCAAGCCCACCUUCUCCUACCGCCGGGAGCCCAGCUACUUUGAGAUCCCAACAAAGGAAUCCCAGGCACGACCUGCCAAGAAACCUGAGACACAGGUUCAGGAGGUUCCGACAAAGGACACUCCAGAUUCCACUCAGUGUGUUUCCUCCACCCCCACACCUCCCGUAGUGCAAAGCCAUGCCUCCUUCACCAUCGAAUUUGAUGAAUGCACACCAGGUAAAAUGAAGAUCAAGGACCAUGUGACCAAGUUUUCUUUCCGCCAGCGCAAGCAACCUUCCACAGACACUGUCACUGCACCCACUGAGGUGAUGUCAGCAGAAAGCAAAGUCGCUGAUUGGCUGGUCCAAAGCAAUGCUACCAUGUUGAGGAGGAGGUCACAUGCUGAAGACAUGUAUAGCACAAACAGUGACCCUUCUCUUCUGAAGUUCACCAAGGCAAACCAUUGUGACGAUGGCACUCACAGUGAUUCAGGUGAUCUUGCAAUCAAUGGAAAUGAUUUCCUCCAAUCAGAACCUCAGAUUGGGUCCCAGAUGUGUCCACAAUCCCUGAGAGCCUCCCCACCACAGCGCUUCACCACCCCUGACUCUGAGGAGCCUUUGUCCUACUCUCCACCAGAGUCUCAGUCCUUGUCAAGCGUUGGCAAGGCUGAGCCUCACCAGGCCUUUGUCAUUGAAUUCUUUGACGAUAAUUCUAGAAAGAAGCGCUCGCAGUCCUUCACCAAUAACGCAUCCCCACCUGAGCCCUCAGGCCUCAGGGUGCAGCUAGAGAAGGCAAGAAAGAGCUCAAGCCCCACUGGGGAGAGACAAGUCCCGUCUCCAGCCUCCACCACUCCCCCAACCCAACGAUACACCAUCCCCCUGAAGGGCCCUGCUUCCACAGGCCCCCAGAGAGCUGGCUCACUACGAAGGGAGAAGACAGAGGAUCGGAUCAGCACCAGCUUUUCAUCUCGCUCUUCAUCAACUGUGUGUGCGAGGCCCUUUAGCAGUGUGGGCCGGAGAUCCAAACUUGCCCAGGAAUUUACUGCUGAAUUCCUCAAACAAGCAAAGCAGUCGUCUUCUGCCAGCUGGGAGAAAAAUACAGCUAGUCCACCUUCAGCAGCUAAAAAAGAGGCAGUAGUAGUAUCCAAGACUAGUCCCCCACCAUCUAACACUACAUACCAGCCACAGACUUCCUCUCCUAUUCAUCAGCCUGUUCCCCUCCAAGUCCCUGUGGUGCCCCUGAUGUCUCAGAGCAUGGAAGUCAAGAGCCCGCAUGUCGGCCCCAAAAAUGAAGAGGAAGACAGUCUGAGCGACGCAGGAACCUACACCAUUGAAACAGAUACUCCUGACAGAGAGCUCGAAGAGGCACGGAACAAGAUUGACCAGGUGUUCGGCGUUUUCGAGAGCCCACAGCGAACCAACGAGAGUGAAGCAGAAACGUCAUCAGCAUUUAGGCCUGUAAUUGUUCAGAGCAGGGAGCAGCAUAGGCAGAGUAGCUGUGGGGAGGUUCAGCCAGCAGGUGCAGUGUUACAGGGUGCUCCUAAGUGGAUGUCUUGCUGGGCCAGCUUGGCAGACAGCUACAUAGAAUCUGGCCCUUCGUCUGGCCUCUUUGACAUUCCUUCCCAGAUGGAGCUGUCGGGAGGGGCACGAGGCACAAUCAUCCACAAGAACACACUCAGCCGACACCACGACAGCGCAGACUCCGAUGGUUCAAGAGCACGGCACGUUCUGGCCCAGGUACCACUGGAGGAGAAGAAUGACAUUCAGACCCCCAGCAUUCACGUUCAUUAUGACCUGCAUUCAACAUUUAAUGUAGAGGAAAAUAGCUUGGUGGACCCCAGGUCUCAGGAUGGUCUUCACAGGUUAUCGGUACAGGACGACGUAGAGCCUGACAGCCUGAGUGACGCUAGCAAGUCAGAUGAUGGUUCCGUUGUAGAGCAAAGGAGGAGACCGCUGUCAGACACAGAGGAGAAGAAGAAAAAGGAGGACAAACUCAGAUUCCCAUCCAACACUACAUCAUUCUACAUCGGCUCAGAGGGGGCUGCGUCCAAACCUGAGCAUGGUGGGUCAAAACCCAGCACUCCCAAAACUGAAAGAAGACAGACAACCAAAAAUUUCUCGACGGCCACCCUGACCAAACCGAGAAGUAACCAGGACUCUGGAAAAGUCAAGCCCAGUAUGUCUGCUCCUAUCCUGGGCCAGGUGACAAAGAGUCCAGAGUCCAGAGAGGGAACAGUAUCCACAUUAAUCAGACAAGAGAGCUUCACCAAGGAGCGGCCUAGCAAUGCCAGAUUGCCCAACAUCUCGAGCCAGCCUGUUCAGAGACACCCAGACCCUGAGUCAUUCCAGGGAGCCUACAAUCAGGACACUCAUUCUUACCUAAAAGAGACAGAGGAUGUUCUAGCUGUUCUGGAGGCCAAACUCCAAGCAGAGCAAUCAGACACAACACCACCUCCAGUAGUGGACUCUCUUUCUGCUGAGUCUGAUGUGGAUACCUCUAGCACAGUAAGCCACCAUAGCAGUAAGACCAGGCCAAACACGCUGACUAAAAAAUCUUCCGUUAGUGGCCUCCAUAGAGAGAGGUCUUCAGCCAGUAUAGCUAGUCAGGACUCAGUUCACCUGUCCAGUACAUCAGAAAAGUGGCGCUCUCAGGGAGCAGACAUCAACAGUAGGACUGAAUCUAUCAGAAGGCCGGUUGGACUGAGACGCAGUGUUGGGAAACGUGGCUCCACAGACCUGAGUGACGACCCUCAGAGCUUACCAUACUCUGAUCAGGAGUCAAACAACCACCAAACGCGCAAAAAAUACACAGUUCCCCUUCAGAAGGAGGACGGCAAGACCUCCAGAGUGUCCCAGGCCUUGAGUCGUACCAACAGCUUGUCAGCCCCUAGACCCACCAGAGCGUCCAUGCUCCGCCGGGCUCGCCUGGGAGAAGCUUCAGACAAUGAGGGCACGGAGACAGACAGGCUGUUCCAGGAGGCCACCAGUGCUCCACCUAAGCAACCUCAGGAAACCAAGAAACUCUCCAGGCUGGAUAUGCUGGCGAUGCCUCGUAAGCGGACAAGCUCCUUCAACACACCCAGCGACACUGAGGCUUCCUCCACCCCGCAGUGGACGGGCAGGAGCACAGGAUUCUCCAACCGCAGCACCGAGUCUGGCAGCAGCUCAGUUCGAAGGGCCUCUGCUCCGGGGCCAAAGCCUGUAGAAAGGCCGCAGAAAGCAGCGCUCAACAAGACGCCAGUCACUCGUGGACGUUCGGGCAGUGCCAAAUACGCCAGCAGCACCGCAAGCUCCAGGAGACGGCAGAAGGGCUCUGACUAUACCUCUACCUCAGAUGAGGAGUACGACUCAAACCAGAGCACUCCUAAACACAAACGCUCCCAACCUUCCUCAGCUUCCCACAGCCCACGUAAUCGGCCUCAGCCUCAGCCGGUGGUCGCCCUGCGUCCGAAACCCCGCAGCAGAGAUUCUGAGGAGGAGAAUCAUGAGGGAGAAACCCUCCACAAUUGGUCUAACCACAGUGCUGAGAUUGCGCGCUUGAGUCAAGACCUGGCUAAAGACCUAGCUAUCUUGGCCAGAGAGAUCCAUGACGUGGCAGGUGAUGGCGACUCACAAAACCCUGCAGUGGAGGGCAGUGCACCCGUCUCCAUGGUGACCGCUCACGAACAGCUGGUUCAUCGUAUUCCAGAGGCUGGAUUAAACUACCAGAGAGUCCCACCAAGUUCCACAUCUACAAGGGAACCUGACCAGAGCACAAGUGACCAUGAGCAGACCUCCAGGCGGCAAGAUCAGAGCAGAGACGAGGUCGUUGUGGACAAUCUGAUGCUCAAUCCUGUGUCUCAGGUCAUCAUGGCCAUCAGAGAAAACACUGAGCAACUUGCUGACAAAAUUAAGGUACUGUUCCAGGACAGGAUGGAUAUCUGGCAGGAAAUCGAGGUUAAUUCUGACAGUGAUGUUCCUGUUGUCAAAACCAACAACAAGGAAAUUACGUCUAUCUUGAAAGAACUGAGGAGAGUUCAACGACAACUUGAGGUCAUUAACACAGUCAUGGAGCCCAGUGGGCAGCCUGAAGCAUUCAAGUCCUCAGCCUCUGUGGUCUCCUCCUCAUCUGGAGCUCGGUCCUCCAGACCUCCCGCCUCCCGAGACUUUAGAACAGUCCACUCUGCCUCCAAGCGUGGCGGCGGCCCGAGGCCCGGCGAGAGUAUCAGGAGAGCAGCUGUGACACCAGACGAUCUCAGAGAGGGAUAUUUGGUCUGAGGUGUGACACACAGGCUCCACCGGUGCUGCACUGUAACCCUACAAACCCAGAUGGCGCACCAUUGUGCGCACGAUGAAACCAACAAAGGGGGAAGUGAUACACAGAACUGGAGUUUCCUAUACACCCAAACAUAAACACUACUGCACUAUGAGCACUACACACCUACACAGUGGUGUAAUUCAAGUGACGCCUGCACUAAACGCCCUUAAAAUCCGCUCAGAGGGAGGCCUAAAUGUGAGAUGAUGAUUUAGGGAAGUACUAAAGUGCUAAAUAAAUCUCCCGUUCACCUGUGACAGGCCUCAGAUCUAUACUUGAUUCUGUGUGUUAAGAGGUUGACCUCUUCAUUUGCCAAUGAUAUAACCAACAUUGCUGAUUGUAACAGCUCAUUGUAAUUACUUGGUUUAUUUGAAAACCAGCCUGAGCAUAACCAUCUCAGGGAAAUCUACUCAUAAGUAAGAUUUGUAUGUUUAUGACAUGACAUGAUUUGUAUGACAAACCACAUGUUUGAGGAUAUAUUAAUUCAUUGCUAUUUGUUUUUGGUAGAAGGAACUGCAGUAACACCUUGCAGAUCUUGGUGUUCUGUGUACUUGUAUCCUCAGUAAACCCAUUGCAUUUCCUUAUAUAUUUUUUCCCAUGUUUUGUGGACCAGAUUUAUCGAAGAAUGUAAAAAGUAUUUAUUAGCAGUCUUUUGUUGAGACACUGUAACCAAGACAGCAUGACUUUGGGAGACAUAGACUCUAGUGCCAGACCAAUUAAUGUUUUAUUACACAACCAGCCAGUUUCUUUUGUAUGUAUUCUGCUGACAUUUCCCAGUGGAGCGACUCUCUGUAGAUGGACACUAUAUUUUGUCCAAGUGGAGAUGAAAAUCUCUCAGGAAUGGUCCGAAUGGUAGGAGGGAGCCAGUCCAUAGUCACCAGUCACCUGGCAACCACAAGCUCAAGUGGCAAUAAAACAAGAGUUUUCAAGCAUUCCUGUCCUCCUACAUUCUGAAAAGUGCUUUCAUUCAUUACAGCUGGAGGCUUGAAACUGUGUUUUUAGUUUUCUAUGUCUGAAGAGCACAGUGAGCUCUGAGGUUUGGGCCAAAGACAAUCAUAAAAUGACUGACAGCCAUCUAAUCCUCCUUAUGCUCGAGCUAUCAGAGCACUGUGUAAGAGUUGAUAUUUCCUCAGUGUCUCGAGUCACAUGGUCACUCCUGAUCAGGAGAGAAAUGUCACUUUAGCGUUUAAGUUGACAAAGUCGAAGGUGUGAAACUGAGUCUGAUUAUUAGUUUGUGACAUUGUGUAAAAAUAGAUCUGUGUGUCCUACAAAUUACCUCUUUAUCUUGUCUUUUGCACUAUUGUAGUACGACAUUAUCCCCUCGACCUGAUAUGCUGCAAACUGAAAGCUUUUACUCUCCUGCUAAAGAUUGUCAACCUUUGACUGUUGUUGAUUGCAGCAGGAACGAAGGCGAGCCAGUACACCAGCGAGUUUCUCUCUUGCCAGUGCAGACUGUACAUGUGAUUGUAAUUGGGAAGUGUCUGUAAGUGCCACAGAGCUGUGUGGGAUGAUGAUGAUAAUGAGUCAGUGGUUGUUUACAAACUCAAACAAAGAUUGAAUGUCUUUUUGACUCCUCUUGCUCAAAGUGUUGCUGCUAUUCUAUGGGAUAGUUUUCCCUGUGACUUUAUUCCAUCCAAGUCCAAGUUUCAGCUGGUUUGAGAGCUGAAAUGUAAUUCUUGGUUGUCAAAUGUCCCUUUUUUGAUAUUCAAUUUAUGUUUCCUUUCAACCCGAAUGAUUUUGAUGUAAUCUUAUUGUCACACUAGCUGGUAUUUAUGUUCAGUCGUUUGUGUAAUUUGUUAGCUGAUGAUUUCAGGUUUAUAUGUCAAAUAAAUAUGAUUAGCAGAGUUGUUUCGUGACCUCUA
This is a messenger RNA of Chelmon rostratus (copperband butterflyfish), 6973 nucleotides long. It is a transcript of the gene cep170ba, whose product is annotated as centrosomal protein 170Ba. The transcript is spliced from 19 exons. The record is from RefSeq and is a predicted model, not a curated record. Lineage: Eukaryota; Metazoa; Chordata; Actinopteri; Chaetodontiformes; Chaetodontidae. Gene Ontology annotation, molecular function: protein binding. Bases 167 to 5074 code for a protein of 1635 amino acids.